AUGGCCUCCUUGAAAAGAGGUGCAUCUGACGCUAUCAAGUAUGAGGAGUCUGGGUUACGCAAGAAGGCGCUCAUAGAUACAAUUAGUUCGCAAACGGGCGAAAAAGACGUUCACUUUGAAGGUGGUAAUGGAAGUGAGAGUGAAGAUACCAGGGCUACCGGGAGUGGUAAGGAUGAGGACGACGAUGAGCAUGAUGAUGAUGAUUCGAGCGCAGAGGGGCAUGAGGACGGAGUUCCUCAAGCGCGUCAUGCCGUCAAGAAAAUCGGUGCUCAAGAUAUUCAAAUAGCUCGUGAAACCGCGGAAUUGUUCAAGUCCAACAUCUUUAAGCUACAGAUUGAUGAGCUUUUACAACAGGUCAAGCUAAAGGACUCGCACAUUUUAAAAGUCGAGAAAUUUAUGCAUAAACUGUAUGACAUGAUCCAAAGGAUACCGGAGUGGGGUUCUCACACGAUUUCGGAGGUCGAGACGUAUUUCAAAGGCAAAAUCGUGACAGUGCCGUUUGUAGAACCACGUCCGACAGCCUCUACCAAAUACAAGUUUGAAUACAAGACCCCCGAUGUUUCACUCAUCGGUUCGUUUGCUCUCAAGGCAGUGGUGUAUCAGCCCGAAGGAUCAUCAGUUGACAUUUUGUUGACGAUGCCAGAAAGUUUGUUCGAGAAGAAAGAUUUUAUGAAUUUCAAGUGUAUUCACAAGAGGAGCGUAUACUUGGCCUAUUUUACACAUCAUUUGUCGCUACUUCUUGCUGACGAAAAGCUGUCUGAUCUGUUCCACUUGGAAUAUGCAUACUUCAACGGAGACUCGCUAAAUCCCAUUUUGAACAUCAAAUGCAAGCCUGACGCUGCUUCAUCUGAUUACAAUUUCUACAAGACCAAGUUUUCGAUCAAUCUGAUGGUGGGGUUUCCUUACGGAGUAUUCGAUGCCAAGAAACUACGGCCAAACAAAAACUGCAUACGUAUUCAAGACGACAAGGAGACGCGUACUCCAUUUUACAACUUCUCAGUAUUGUCCGCAACCACCUACGAUCAUUAUUUGAAGUUUUUGUACAAGACAAAGAAACAAACCGAAGCGUUUAAGGACGCUUGUAUGUUGGGGAGGUUGUGGAUCAAGCAAAGAGGAUUCACAUCUGAUAUUUCCUACUGUGGCAAGCUCGGUGGUUUCGGUCCUUUUGAGUUUGCUACUUUAAUGAGUGCCCUUCUCAGCGGCGGUGGCGUCAAUGGGAAUAAGAUCCUUUUGCAUGGGUUUUCUUCAUACCAGUUGUUCAAGGGUGUCAUAAAAUACCUUGCGACCAUGGAUCUAUGCUCCGAAGGGCAUCUGCAGUUUUACUCGGAAAUCGAUUCCUCUGCAACCGUUCCCACAUCCAGGUACAUUGAAGAAGGUUUCCAGACUCCAACCAUAUUUGAUAAAACAACGAAAGUGAACAUUCUCAACAAGAUGUCUUUAAGCUGUUAUCAAACAUUGAAGUUAUAUGCACAGGGCACCUAUCGAAAUCUGAAUGACACUCUGAAAGAUCAGUUUUCCAAUAUUUUCCUCACCAAUUUAAAUAAGGUGUCAAAUUUGAAGUAUGACAUUUGUUUUGAUUUGCUCCUCCCAACAGACAGCGUACUGCAAGAGCAGUUUGGACCGGUCGAAAAAAUUCGCUUUAUCAAUCUAGAAAAUUUCGUUGUGAACAAAAUCUCUAACGUGAUGAAAAUCGCCCUUGGCGAACGAAUCUUAUCUUUUGAGAUAGAGCUUUUGAAUCGCCACAGCAGUUUUCCAAUCUCAAGGAGAAAGCCUUCAGGCGGUGCGAACAUAUCAAACAUCAGGAUAAAAAUUCUAGUUAAUCCCACUGAGCACGAAAAAUUGUUGACGAGGGGCCCCGUUAACUCCGACCAAAACUCUCCUGAGGUUUUAUCCUUCAAGAGUUUUUGGGGCAAGAAAAGCUCUCUUCGUCGCUUCAAGGAUGGAACCAUCACUCACUGUUGUGUUUGGCCUACCUCUGCAUCUGAACCUGUCAUUGUCCAAAUUUUGAGUUAUGUUUUUAAGCUCCAUCUUGCCGAAGAUGCCAUCAUAAGCGGCCAGACAUUGAAGCAAUUCCACGAACUGCUGCCACUUCCAAAUCUUCCGGCAAGCUCUAGUACAUCGAUCACCAAUUUAGGGAGUUACUUGACUUUAAAAAAGUCGUUUGAGGAUUUCCACAAAGUGAUUUUUGGAAUGCAACUUCCUCUCACCGUUAAAUCGCUGCUACCUGUGGGAUCAGCUUUUCGAUAUACUACCUUGUGCCAGCCAGUUCCUUUUGCUUUUUCAAGCCCCGAUUUCUUUCAAGAUGUCAUUUUGGAAUUCGAAAGUACACCCAAGUGGCCGGAUGAGGUUUCCUCGUUAGAAAAGGCUAAGGCUGCAUUUUUAUUAAAAAUCAAAGAACAGCUCGAUUCCGGGAAAUACAAGUCUUUUUUCAUUAGGGACGAGUCAAUUCCUUACAAUUUGGAAGUUCUAACCCUGAACGUUCUGACCCCCGAUGGCUUUGGUUUCCGAAUCAGAGUACUCACAGAGCGUGAUGAAGUGCUAUAUUUGAGGGCCAUCAGUAAUGCUAGAAAUGAGUUAAAGCCAGAACUGGAAAGAACGUUUCUCAAGUUUACAGCAAAGUACUUGACCUCAGUCAGGCAUACAAGAACCAUCGAAAACGUGUCUCACGGUUUUCCUCUUUACUCGCCUGUAGUGAGAUUAUUCAAAAAAUGGUUGGAUUGCCAUUUACUUCUGGGACAUCUACCAGAAGAGUUGGUGGAAACUUUAGCCAUGAAGCCUUUUGUCGAUGCUUCUCCUUAUUUGCCAUCGGCUUCUCUUGAGAAUGGGUUUUUGAAGAUCAUCGCAUUUCUCAGCGAAUGGAAUUGGAGAGAAGAUCCGCUCGUCUUAGACUUGGUCAGGCCCAGCGAAAGUGAAGAGCAUGCAGUCGAGUCCUCGAUUGAUGCGAAAAAAUUUUCUGAAAGUCUCACGUUGUCACAGUACAAGACAAUGGAAAGCAAUUUCAGCACAUUGAGAAAGAACGAUCCCCAGGGAUUUCAUGUUCAGUUUUUCGUUGGAUCCAGAAUCGACCCCAGCGGGAUACUAUACUCAAGCAGUGUUCCUCUCCCAAUAGCUACAAGACUGACAGCAUUAUCCAAAGUCGCUAUGACUUUGAUAAAGAACCAUGGUUUGAAUAAGCAGACAAUCGAUCUACUUUUCACUCCCGCUCUAAAAGACUACGAUUUUGUCGUCAAACUACAAAGCCCUGUAGCUUUGAAACUGUCCUCAGGGGUUCUCGACUCCCAAGGUUACAAAAACCUGUCAGAACAACCUACCGGAUUCCCAUCUGACUUGUCUCAACUCAGUGAAAAAAUGGAUCCAACACUGCAGUUGAUCAAAUAUCUCAAUCUGAAAUACAGGAACAGCAUAAUUUUCUCAAGCCAUCAAUACAUGGCUGUCAACGGGGGUUUCGACGGGAGCAGAAACGUUAUUACAGGACUAAUCAAGCCUUUAUUUAAGACUUCACAACGUUUCAAAGUGAACAUCGAUGCUAACAUCGAACCCGUUGACGAUGUGCAAGUUCAAUUGAAUAAAGAGGCAAUUUUCCACGAAAUCGCAGCUUUCGGGCAAGAUUUUGUUACGGCAUUCGAGGUUAAUUAG
This is a messenger RNA of Lachancea mirantina, 3636 nucleotides long. Lineage: Eukaryota; Fungi; Ascomycota; Saccharomycetes; Saccharomycetales; Saccharomycetaceae. The record is from the annotation of a GenBank genome assembly.